AGGUAGGAUCGGUUAAUUUUGUUGUGAAGAAACAUGGGAGGUGGGAAGGACAAGCAUGAUGACUCUACUGACAAAGGGCUGUUUUCACAUCAUGGUCAUCACCCUCCUGGACAGUACCCUCCACCACCUGGAGCAUACCCUCCCCAAGGCUACCCACCAGCUGGAUAUCCUCCACAGGGAUACCCUCCUGCUGGAUACCCUCCUGCUGGUUAUCCUGGUCCCUCUGCUCCACACCACUCAGGGCAUGGAUCGGGCAUAGGAGGCAUGAUUGCUGGGGGCGCUGCAGCUGCGGCAGCGGCUUACGGUGCCCACAUGACUCACGGUGGACAUGGAGGUCACUACGGACAUGGACAUGGUCAUGGAAAGUUCAAGCACGGCAAGGUCAAGCACGGGAAAUUUGGGAAGCAUAAGAAGCAUGGGAUGUUUGGAGGGAAGUUCAAGAAGUGGAAGUGAUUUUAUGAUCCUCAACUGAAACUAUACAGUGGUUCUGAGACUUUUGCUUAUCCUUG
This is a messenger RNA of Ilex paraguariensis (yerba mate), 509 nucleotides long. Lineage: Eukaryota; Viridiplantae; Streptophyta; Magnoliopsida; Aquifoliales; Aquifoliaceae. The record is from the annotation of a GenBank genome assembly.